AUGUCCAGUCUACCACUGCGCUUCAUCCCAGUGACGACAACAUUCAUAGACACUACUCUCGAGGCAGAUUUCCUCACGGACGCCAUCGCCGACAUCAUCGCUUCUCAACCUGAGAUCUCCUACGUGGGACUAAAUAUGCCUGUCGACAACAAAGGGGAACCCUUCGAAUAUAUCUCUAUCACGACCCUACACGCGACCUCUGAAGCCAUCGUCCAGCUACUGAGCCGACCGUAUGGCUUCAACCGCCGUCUGGUCUACCCAAUGCCACAUCCGUAUGGCGCAAUCGGGGAGGCACGCCCGGCAGAUAGACUGCCCAUCAACACCGGCCCCCGGCCAGACGCGCUGUUGAAGCAGAAGAAAACCAAGAAGCGGAUGGUGUAG
Messenger RNA from Cladophialophora carrionii CBS 160.54, 381 nucleotides. RefSeq lists its product as uncharacterized. The transcript has a single exon. Lineage: Eukaryota; Fungi; Ascomycota; Eurotiomycetes; Chaetothyriales; Herpotrichiellaceae. The coding region runs from base 1 to 381 and encodes 126 amino acids. The record is from RefSeq and is a predicted model, not a curated record.